Molecule: messenger RNA, 1196 nt
Organism: Rhagoletis zephyria (snowberry fruit fly)
Lineage: Eukaryota; Metazoa; Arthropoda; Insecta; Diptera; Tephritidae
Product: odorant receptor 7a-like
Biological process (GO): detection of chemical stimulus involved in sensory perception of smell; sensory perception of smell
Cellular component (GO): plasma membrane
Molecular function (GO): olfactory receptor activity; odorant binding
Source: RefSeq, a predicted model, not a curated record
AUGUCUGCUCUGCUGCAAGUAACCGAUACUGGCGCUCCGCUUAAUUCAGCUCGCGCCUUUCGCUAUCUCUGGCUCAAUUGGCGCUUGAUUGGCAUGCAUCCGACGCGCCGUCAUCGCUGUCUCUACCUUGCCUACUCAGCGUCCAUCAACAGCGUCUUCGGCAUACUCUUGCCCGCCACAAUGAUCGCUAAACUGUGUUUUAUAGAAAAUCUACCACAACUCAUUGGACUCCUAUACCUGGGCGUCACACUCACAAUGGCCACGGCCAAGCAAUUUUCCCUUUGGCUGCAUCGCUCUAAGCUGCUGGACGUCAACUUGUAUUUGGCGAAGUUGGAUGCGCGCUGUAAUCACCAUGCCGUGGAUCGUCAACACCUACUCUGGGCCAUACGUAUUUGUCACUUCUACUAUGUCGCCUAUAUGUUUGUGUAUGAGUUAAGCAGCAGCGGUUUCGCAUAUAUUGGCUUUUCGUUGCGCCAGUUGGUUUAUGAUGCUUGGUUUCCGAAAUUGUACGAAGAUGCCGAUAAGAACCUAACUAUAACUUUGAUUUAUCAAAAUUUCGCGGUAAUGACAUUUUUUGUAUUACAAAAUGUCAACAACGAUAUGUAUCCGCAAUGUUAUUUGGCUGUAAUGAUUGGUCAUAUGCGUGCACUUUCGGCGCGUAUUAGUCGAGUCGGCAAGGAUGGCGCACUCUCAGUGGAAGAUAAUAUUGAGGAGCUAAAGAAUUGUAUAGAAGAUCACAAGAACUUGUUAAGCUACUUUGCCUGCAUACGUCCGGUUAUCUCACGUACCAUUUUCAUGCAAUUUGGCAUCACUGCCUUCGUGCUCUGCCUCACCGCCGUCAAAUAUGUGGCCUUCGGCGUUGAUACCGCACAAAUGCUGAUCGCUAUCACCUAUAUAUUCGCAGUUUUGAUUGAAGCCUUACCUUGCUGCUGGUACGUCAAUGCUCUCUUGGAGGAGUGUGGUCAACUAACCUUGGCUAUAUACAGUUGCCAGUGGUUUGAACAGAGCAAGGAAUUUCGUAAAAUACUCAUCGUUUUUAUGCAACGCUCACAACGAGCAACUGUUCUAAUGGCUGGUAAUUUGGUGCCGAUUACUCUACAGACUUUCUUAAAUAUCAUUAAAUUUUCGUUUUCAAUGUACACGAUUUUAAAAGGGUAAAAUUCCACGUGGCGUAGACGUAAUUCUGUAAAAUAUGC